Cynoglossus semilaevis (tongue sole) is the source of this 4422-nucleotide messenger RNA. RefSeq names its product matrix-remodeling-associated protein 5. The transcript is spliced from 11 exons. The record is from RefSeq and is a predicted model, not a curated record. Bases 307 to 3687 code for a protein of 1126 amino acids. Lineage: Eukaryota; Metazoa; Chordata; Actinopteri; Pleuronectiformes; Cynoglossidae. Gene Ontology annotation, cellular component: neuron projection.
AGGUGAAGUCAAUACAGGUAGACAUUUCCAGCUACCUAAAGUUCCCCCGACUUCCCACUGGCAUUCAGUCUACCAGCAUCAUCACUACCCGCUCUACCCUUCAUGGCCGGGCAAGUUUUCUAAUCCCAGGCAAGCCCAGUUGUCACCAACAGACCAGAAAUCACAGCUGAAACAGUCAAACCCACAACAACAACAACAACAACAACGCCUGGAACAACAGAGAGUACAAAAUUUCAACAUCCCAAUUAUCACCACCCAUCACAAAAUAAUCAUCGGAAUCACCAUGUGGACGGCCGGACUCAAACCAUGGAUCAGGUCCUCCUGUUAAAACUGAAGAACAGAUACAGACAGGCACAGCUUGAUCGCAUCACACAACUGGGAAGACUGGCUACACCUAAACCUCGUACAGGCUACAACAAUCCUCCAAUGGGACCCAAACCCAACCCACCGCUACCCACUGGUUCCUACGGUUUUAACCCAGAACCUUCAACUUUGCCAGAGUCUGGUUUUGUUACAACACCUCGCCCCUACCAACCCACAAACCCAGGAGUGCUGCAGGGCGGUUGGUGGCCUGUUGGAGGACGAAUCAGCUCUCGGCGAGUCACACCUGCCCCAUCUUUUCCAUGGAUGUUGGGAAAAGGAAACGGAGGAACAAAGCCUCAUAUCACCACUGUAACCACAGCCAGUGUGUCAGUGCUUGCUGAGAGUGAUGUUUUUCUGCCCUGCAAAGCAACAGGGAACCCAGAACCUUCUAUUUCAUGGACCAAAGUCUCUACAGGUGCCACUAUUCCAGCAAAUACUAAACAUGGUCUCCGUUUCGAAGUUUUCAAGAAUGGAACUUUUCUGAUCAAAAACAUCCAGCUGCAGGAUCGCGGCCAGUACCUGUGCACAGCUCAGAACCGCUUUGGAUCAGAUCGCAUGGUCAUCACCUUAGCUGUCCAGACUGAGGCGCCCAAGAUCAAACCACCAAAGUCUACAGAGAUAGCAGCCUACCUGGGGAAGGGCUUUUCUCUGGACUGUCUGGCUUCUGGGAAACCACCAGCACAAAUCUCCUGGAUUCUUCCGGACAAGACGUUUGUCCGUGACAUGGGGACUGUCCACACUCGUCUUUCUCCGAUGUCUCUGCUUCAGAAUGGAACCUUGCAAAUCAUUUCUGCCAAUUUUUCCAACAAAGGGGAUUAUAAAUGCAUAGCGAGUAAUGCAGCAGGUGCUGAUACCAUCACCUACCAUUUACACGUGGCUGCCCUACCUCCGAGCAUCAGUGAAGACGCAGUUGAUCAAGUCAUCGCCCCUCCAGGCAGAAACGUUCAUCUCCACUGUUCUGCGAAAGGCGAACCGAUGCCAACUCUGAAGUGGAUGCUCCCGUCAGGGGUCAGCGUUAAACCGUCACAGUAUCUCGGAUUAAGACUUUUUGUCUUUCCUAAUGGGACUUUGUUUUUGAAGAAUGUUUCACCGUCUGACGGAGGAAGGUACGACUGUACUGCCAGUAACACUGUUGGAGUGGCCAAAAGGUCGGUGCAGUUGGAAGUGAGGGCAGAUCCUCCAUCAUUUUUUCAUCCUCCUCCUCCACCCGCUCCAGCUCCUCCUCCUCCUCCUCCUCCACCCGCCCCCCCUCUUGUCAUCCCUCCUACCAAUCGACAGGCUACGCCCUCUCGCCGCCACACUGUCUCUGCUAUGUAUGGUUCUGCCGUCUACCUCCAUUGUCCAGAGUCUACCGCCUCCACUAGGGGGACUAUUUGGCAGCUACCCUCAAAGAACAUUGUGGAAUAUAGAUACAGUCCAGAGACACCAAUUAAAGUUUUCCGUAAUGGGACUCUGAGGAUUCUGCAGCUAACAGAAAAGGACGGUGGGAAUUAUUUGUGUGUCUUUCAGCGGCCUAAUGGCGAGGACAUGGAGUUGUUUCAGGUGGACGUAGUGAUGACUGCUCCUAAAAUCGAGCAUGUGAGAAGUGCACAGAGCAGAGUCACUUUUGGAGACAAUUUCCAGGUGGACUGUGUGGCCUCGGGUCUCCCUGACCCAGAGGUGUCCUGGGGUCUUCCAGAUGGAACUCUCAUCAACAAUGCUCUUCAGUCAGAUGACAGCGGUCAUCGGAAUCGCCGCUACGUUAUGUUUGGCAAUGGAACUUUACUUCUGCAGCGAAUGGACAAAAAUGACGAGGGAGACUAUACUUGCUACGCCAAGAACAAACUGGGAAAAGAUGAGAGGAAGGUCAGCGUUAAGGUCGGACCAAAUGCUCCAAAGAUUCAUUUGAAAUCACCGUCGCUGGUGACGGUAAAGUUGGGGGAAUCUGCUAGAAUGAGUUGUCAAGCAACAGGGGAACCUUUGCCAAGAAUCAUGUGGAUCUCACCACAAAACACGGUGAUGUCCACCUCAUCAGACCAGGUUCACGUCAUGGAGAAUGGAACUCUGGUGUUAAACAGGGUACGGCUGGCUCACGAAGGGAAGUACGCGUGUGUAGCACGGAAUUCUGCAGGUGAUGAUGUCAAAAACAUGAGACUUGAAGUGGAGCCGCGGGAGCCGUUCAUCAACGCCGUCAAAGGGAAGAGUACCACCAAUGUUAUGGGGGUCUUCUAUCAAACUGUGCUUCUGAAUUGCAAAGCAGAAGGUAAACCUGAACCAAGGGUCUGGUGGAUUACUCCGUACGGCCAAACGCUCACCACACCGUACCGUGGAGGGCGAUUUCGAGUACACCAGAAUGGGAGCCUGGAGCUGAGAGGGAUGAGAAGAACAGAUGAAGGGAGAUACAUGUGUGUCGCCAAAAACCAACUGGGUGAAGCGUCGCUGCUGGUCGAACUGGAAGUGGCCUCGCUGGCAGAGAAGCCCAGCUUCGCUGUUCCAAAUAUAGAAAUCCUGCCAAUCAGACAUGACGGUGGAGACCUGCUCCUGGAGUGUCCUGCCCGUGGAAAGCCAAUCCCAGAGUUUGCAUGGGUACUGCCCAACGGGACGUUGUUAACGCCUGGCGUUAGACUCCACCGCUUCACCCAUUAUUCCAGUAACGGAACGCUACGGAUCACUCGACCAGAGGCAGCCGAUAAGGGCGUGUACCGAUGCCUGGCCAAAAAUGUGGCCGGACAAGCAGAGAAACGAUAUUCACUGGAAGCCGGCAGACGACCAAUGAUCAGAGGAUCAACAGGAGGGAUGAAGAUCACGUACGGCCUCAACCUCAAUUUGCCCUGUGUUGUCGAUGGCUGGCCACGGGCUUCAAUCACCUGGACUCUGCCCAACGGUCUUGUUUUGGACAAGCCUCAAGCCAUCGGCCGGGUGUCUUUUCUGACCAACGGGACGCUCCAGCUAAGGCAGGUGGCAACCUUCGACAAGGGAACCUACAUCUGUAAAGCUCUCAACUCCUUCGGCUCUUCGACGCUGUCCUACCCGGUUGAAGUGAUGGUUUUCCCGCCGCGGAUCAUCAGCACGAUGAGCGCCAUUACGAGAGUGAACCGGGGAUCACCGGUGACACUGAAGUGCGUCGCUACCGGUAUUCCCAAGCCAGAUAUUUCGUGGACAUUGCCCGGACGCACGACGCUGGUUCCGCAUCACUGGUUCACGGUGCAGGGAGGGAUCCACAUGACGGAAGAGAGCGGUCUGGUGAUCCAGAACCCUGUGCUGACAAACUCUGGCAUUUACAAAUGCAACGCAAAAAAUGCACUCGGCACAGACUUCAAAUCUACGUAUUUACAAGUAGUCUGAGUGACGACUGGGGGUUUCUUCUGUGACGGAACGAUUACCACAGAUACAAGACUGUACGACUGUAUUUUUCCAACCGGGAUCAUAAUAAAAAAAUUGUACCUAACACUUUGGAAGAAGACUUCACACUGCCCUGCACUAAAGGUGGUCCAAAAUGACCUUUGGAGCAGAUGGUGCAGUGACUUUGACGUCAUCGUGGGCACAGAUCGUGUGUCGCUCUCUGCUUCAGUGCGCGGUGGAAACACGAUAUUAAGAAUUCAUUAUAAUUAACACCAAGUACCUUCAAUGCUGAAUUGUGUGACAUCUCCGGGGGGGUUGGAGGAUGAAGAGGAGGGGCGGGGUUUGUGACGAUACCGAAGCUCUAAACAAUGUCCAAAAUGGAAGAUUUUAUAACUUAUUAUCUGUGAUAUAAUAUUCAUUCUAAACCUGUGUGACCUCCCGUCUCACAUUGAAUUUAACCAGAGACAUGGCUCGCGGUCCAUGUAACUGUAUAUCAGUGGAGACGAUGUUUAAUUUCGUAUCCUACAAUGAAUUCACCGCAGACAUAAUCUGUACUUUACAAACCCGUGGAACCACAGGUUUGGUCGGUGUGGAUUGAUUGGAGUGACACGUCCUUCUGUGGAAUAAACUGGAAUCUUUUGCGAGGUUGAACCAGUAGUUCUUUAUCUUAGUAUCUAUGUUGGUGUCGCGUUAACGUCCUGAGGUUUGACCCUGUAUAACCAAACAACGUACUUUACU